AUGGCCACAUCAAGAUUCAUCAAGUAUUUGGUAUUUUUGCUUUUUCUUAGUGUGGCAUUUUCCUCUAAAGCCAGCAGGUUCCCUCCACCUUCAGGUACAGACCCUAAUGCAGGUAUGCAUGGACGAGGCACUGGCAAUCUAGGACAUGGUGGAAAGGUUUCUUGA
Messenger RNA from Sphenostylis stenocarpa, 165 nucleotides. NCBI's taxonomy places the organism in Eukaryota, Viridiplantae, Streptophyta, Magnoliopsida, Fabales, Fabaceae. The record is from the annotation of a GenBank genome assembly.